CUGCAAAAAGUUAACUUUUUUUCCCUUUCAUUUUCAGUGACCGGAAUUUUUCAUUUCAUAGAUUGGAUUCCUGAUCUUGAAAACUCACAUUUUGAAAGAUAUCAACCAUGUUCUCUUUAUGUAACAACAAACAUUUUCUAGUGAGUUCCCGUGGUAAAGUGAAAAAUAAUUGUUCAAAUUCUUAUAGAUAUAAGGAAAAUAUUUGAUUCUGAGAUAUUAGGUGAAACUGGACAAAUAUAAGUCUACCCUUCUUCAAGUUGACUCUUUAUAUCAUCUCUGAUAUAAUCACCAGGAAAAAAAAUUAAAUGGCCCCUGAAGUGGAAAAUUUGACUUGGAAAUUCCUCAAAAUCCAAUAUGUCUGCCAUAUGUAUGAAACUUUGCAACAGCAGUAGUAAUAAUAUGUUUGUUCAUACUUUGAAUAUUUUACUACAAAUAUGCUAGUACAGAAAUUACUUUUUACUUUUACUUGAGCAAAAAUAUGUUCAAGAAUUGCUUCUCUGAGGCUACUUAAGUACAGCUUUUGGGCACCAGUGAUGUGGAAACGAAUCUCUUGUAAUUCCACUUUGACCUGGCAGGGGGCGGUGUAGACCACUAUGCCUGUACAGUAACAUGGCGGUCUGAUGUAAGGAUAUUGUAGGUUUGAUUUUUCAGAUGCAACGGGACCGACACUGGAGUGUACAGUUAAUCGAAGUUGAACAAUGCCCUAUAGAUGACGAAGCAUAUUGCAGGACAACCCUCACAUAAAUAACCUGGAGCCAAUGGAUCCCGUUGACUCUGGACAAGGGCUGGAUACGCCAUCACAGCAGGAUAGUUAUUUGUCUUCUAGCUCAAGAGGACGACAACGAAAGAGAAAUUCUAAGUAUGUUGAUUUUGAAACCGAUGACACAGAUAUUGUUAAAAGCGUCAAACAGAAAUCCACUCGAAAGUCAGUGGGGAAAAGAGCAACCUCUCGAAAGACUCCCACAAAACCGAGAAAAACUCAAACACCUGAACAACACACCACAAAUGGAGAAGAAGAAUCACCACAAACAAUCCCUGCAGACUCUGUUGACACAGUAAUAACUCCUAGAAAACCAAAAAGACCCAGAAAAACACAGCCUGCAGAAACUGCCUCUGCUGCUGGGGACCUGCCGACUGGAGAAACUGGAGGCGGUGUUGUAGAAAAUUCUGUCCAGCAGGAAAAUGGGUCACUGAAGCCGAAAAGAAAGUAUGUCAGAAAGAAGCCUGUAGAGGAAGUUAAAGACCCUCCGGAUGAAGAAAAACCAGAUCCUCCUGCUGAACCCGAUGAGGAGGUCCAGACUGGGGGCCGUCGCCGGAGAGGAGCUGCUAAAGCGGCGCUGAAGUACCUCCAACUUUUAGCCAAAGAGGUUUUCUCUCAUCCCAGAGAUGAAGUCGACUCCAAGCUGCACGAAGACGAAGGAUCCGAACAGAAAUCUUCCAAACGGACAAAAGGUCGAAAGAGAAAAGUUGAUGACGUUGAGAAAGACUUUGUGCCAAAUAUGGAAGACGAAGAAGCCGAUGAGGAAGAGGAAUAUGAGGAAGUGUCAGAUGCUGAAUCAGAUUUUGGGGAACCAGAGAAAUUUCAUCCAGUUUUUCACCAACCAAAGAGCUCAAAUGGAAAACCUCACAACGGAAUCGACUUUAAUACCAUCAGAACAAUUCUGGAUUCUGCUGAGAUGACAAAAAAAUUCCGGGAAGAGAACCACAGCAGCUGGGUGUUUCCAGAAUGGGUUCCUUCCACUAACAACUGGGAGCCUGUACCAGAAAAUGAAUUAGAAAAAUACCUUCCUCAAGAACUGGAGUCUGCUGCCUUCAAAGUGUCCAGAGACAAUCUGAACCAGGAAGAGACGCCGCUGCUGAGACUCAGCAGGUUUGAGUCGAUGGCAGCUCACCCGGGCUUCUGGGACAUGUUUCUGUUUGCUGGUGGACCCGUCUGGGCCCUGGAGUGGUGUCCCACCCCGGACGGCGCUCCGGCCUCCCAGUACAUCGCUCUGGCUUGCCAUCGAGGGAUGGAUGACAUGCACUAUGUGAACCAGACCUACUCAGAACCCGGACUGGUCCAGCUGUGGGACUGUGGCAAACUGGAGUACAACAAGAGACCAGACUCUCAGCCCUCCCUGGCUUACGGUUUGGCUCAGGACAAAGGCUUCAUCUGGCAGUUAAAGUGGUGUCCAGCAGGAGGCUGGGAGCUUCCUGACUCUGUCAGAAAGGCUCCUUUCUUGCCCAGGCUGGGCCUGCUGGCUGUCGCCACGUCCAGCGGCGUGGUCACCAUCUACAGCCUGCCUCAUCCUGAUGCUCUGCUCUCAAACACAAAACUCGCACACCCUGAAAGAAACGAUGAAAAACCACCAAUUUACAAGGCGCGAGGCGUGAUUACCCUGAAACUGGGCUGCAUCAAAUCUCCUCGUGCCGAAAGGAGCGGACAGGUUCUGUCUAUGGACUGGCUUCCUCAGAAACCACACAACAUAAUGGCUGUUGGAUUCUACGAUGGUGUUGUUGGACUCUUCGAUCUUUGUACAAAAUCUUCCCUGUUGCGAGUCAGAGAGCCAGACCGGUCUUUGACUCUGCUGCCCUAUCGAUCGAUACUCGCUCACGACAACGCCGUCAGAGCUCUGGUCUUCUGUCCUGCAUCCAGAUACUUGUUGACAUCAGCGGGUGAGGACCGCUGCUUGAAGACGUGGGAUCUGAGGAGGCUCGGUAACAUGGUCAAGGUCCAGAAACGCUACCUGACCACUGAGCUCUGCUGGCCGCUGGACUCACCUGGGGUUCUGGUUGCCCAGGAAUCUGCCUUCGUACCGAGGAGUUCAGUUGGAGUUCAUUACGUUGAUCACUACCUGCGCUCAUACUUUGCAAUUCCUCGGAGUACAUCUGUAUGGUCCUUGUCUUACUCUGAUUGGCUGCACACCGUGAUGUCAUCAGAUAUGCUCGGCGAACUGAUUCUCGCCAUCUUACCGCUGCCCAACUGCUCUGUCAAGAAAACAUCCUCGAGACGUUUUCCUGCCUACAUCACAUCUAUGGAGCCUUAUGAAGCACAAGAAGGUGAGGAAGAGGAAGGACAGGAAGCAGGAGAGACAGUAAACGAUGAAGACAACGGAGAUUCUCGUCUUCACCUGCAGUUUCAGACGUACAAACAGGCUGUUAAGAAAUACUACCUGCACUUUAAAGACUUGGACAUGCGAUGCCUGACAGGACUCAGUAAGCACGCUUUGUGGAAACACAUGCAGAGCACAGAAUUAACUGCAGUUGUGAGCCUGGAUGACAUGCCGCUGGCUGCUCUCUACCAGGCCCGGUUCAACCCGAACAUGAGCAGCCAUGUGUGGGUUGGUUCUGCGGGUCAGACGGGCCUGGUGCGGCUCCACUGUGCGAGGUCGUUCAUCACCCCACAACUCAAGACCAUGAUCAGUAAUCAUCAGGCCCAGUUCAGCGCGCUGUACUCGGUCCAGAACCGCAGCGGCGGCGUCCAGACGGCAGCGGAGCAGCGAGAGCAACACGGUUUAGCUCACUGCACAUGACGUCAGUCGGUCCUGGAUCCACAACAAAACCUCAAUAAAUCUGAUCUGGGUUUAAAUGCA
Molecule: messenger RNA, 3572 nt
Organism: Poecilia reticulata (guppy)
Lineage: Eukaryota; Metazoa; Chordata; Actinopteri; Cyprinodontiformes; Poeciliidae
Gene: gtf3c2
Product: general transcription factor IIIC, polypeptide 2, beta
Biological process (GO): transcription by RNA polymerase III
Cellular component (GO): transcription factor TFIIIC complex
Molecular function (GO): protein binding
Source: RefSeq, a predicted model, not a curated record